GAGGGCUGCGGCCACUCGGUCCGCGUCCAGCGAGCCGCGAGGACCAUGGAGCCGGUGUCGCUGCAGGACUUCGUUUGCGCCCUGGACCCCGCCUCCCUCCCGCGUGUGCUGCGGGUCUGCUCGGGGGUCUACUUCCAGGGCUCCAUCUACGAGAUCUCUGGGAAUGAGUGCUGCCUCUCCACAGGGGACCUGAUCAAGGUCACCCACAUUCGCCUGCAGAAGGUGGUCUGUGAGAAUCCAGGGACCGGCCAGACCAUGGAGCUCGCCCCCAACUUCCAGGGUGCUUUCAGCCCCCUCUCCAGCUCCCAGAGCUAUGCAACCCUGAAGGAACUGGUCUCUGCUGUGACCCGGAGCGCCAAGAAGCUGCCCAUUUGCUUCAUGUCAACCCACAGAAUCACCACAGAGGCCAGGGUGGUGCCUGAGGACCAGCCCCUCAUGCUUGAGGCUGUGGAAACACACCUUGGGACCCACCGUGCCCGCUGCGUGCUGCACACAGGAGCUCAGAGGGUCAUUCUGUGCCUGCCCCUGUCUCAGAAGGGGCCCUUCCAGGAAUGGGAGCCUGGAGCCCCUCGGACCCUGCUCUGUGCCCUGCAGGACCCAGCCCUGAGGGGCCUCCUCUUCACCUGCCCCACCCUCCCUUGGCGCCCCCUGAUCCUGCGGCCCCAGUAUGAAGUUCAAGCCAUCAUGCACAUGCGUAGGACCAUCGUCAAGAUCCCCUCCACCCUAGAGGUCGACGUAGAGGAUGUCACCACCUCUUCUCAACAUGUCCACUUCAUCCAGCCCCUGCUGCUGAGUGAGGCCCUGGCCCGGGGAGGCCCCUUUCCCCUGCCCACGGAGAUCCUGGAAGUCCCAGAGGGGCCCCCCAUUUUUCUCAGCCCAUGGGCUGGCUCCCUGCGGAAGGGCCAGAGGCUCUGCAUCUAUGGCCCAGCCUCUCCCCCCUGGCGGGUGCUGGUCUCAACCAAGGGCCGGAAGGUGCCCAGACACUUCUUAGUCUCGGGGGCUUACCAGGGCAAGCUGCGGCGGCGGCCCAGAGAGUUCCCCACAGCCUAUGACCUCCUGGGUGCUCUCCGGCCAGGCCAGCCGCUCCGGGUGGUGGCCACGAAGGACUGUGAGGGUGAGGGCGUGGGGAACUCUGGGUUCACUUCCCUCGCUGUGGGCGACAGAUUGGAGGUGCUGAGGUCUGGCCAGGCCCAUGGGGCCCAGGGCAGGGACAUAGACGUUUUGGUGUGUCAGCGGCUGAGUGACCAGGCUGGGGAGGAAGAGCAGGAGUGUGAAGAGGAGGCGGAGGACCAAGAACAGAUUCUGCUGCCUCUUUACAUCUCCGGUGGCUUUGUGGAGGAGAUGAGUGAUGGCCGGCGCUACAGCCUGGUGGAUCUGACUACCCAGUUCUCAUUGCCCUGUGAGGUCAAGGUGGUGGCCAAGGACACCAGCCACCCUGCUGACCCUCUGUCCUCUUUCCCGGGCCUGCGGCUAGAGGAGAAGAUCACAGAACCCUUCUUGGUGGUCGGCCUGGACUCUGAGCCUGGGGUGUGCUUUGAGAUCCCUCCCCGGUGGCUGGACCUGACUGUUGUGGAGGCUAAGGGGCAGCGAGGCCACCCAGCUGGAUCCGUCCCUGUAGCCACAGUGGAGCUGACGGAUGCCUUCUACUAUCGCCUACGGAAGUUACCAGCCUUUGAGAGCCAAGCGCCCCCACCCAGGCCCCCGAAAAGUCCAGGCCUCAGGGGGCAGAACAAAGCAAGCAUUAAGGAGAGAGGUGUCAAGCUUUCUCAAGUCUUAGAACUGGAGCAACCCCCUCUGCUGCUCAGACCAAAGAUGAAGACCCUGCCACAGGCUGCCAGGAACUCACACAUGCACAGGAAGGUUCCUGCCCAGAAGAAAGGCCAAAGGCCCAUUAAGCCCAACACAGAGAAUCUAGAUGAUGAACAUGAUUAUGAAGAAGUACUUGAGCACUUUCAGAGCACCCUCUAGAUGUCGGAGGGACCGUGUUUCCUAACUGCUGCUUCUCAGGGGACCUGACAUACUACACAAGCCUUCAGAAGACCUUGGAUAAGGUCUCACAGAAAUCAGACUGGACAGGAAGUGACUUCGUGGGGACUGAACUGAAAAGGGAUGGACACCGUGCCAGCUUCCCUCAGAUGCUCGGUUCCUGCUAAGGGUUGGCUUGUUUGGGCCCAGCACCUCACACUUCCUCCCUCAGCCUCAGCUGGUAUCCAGAGGAACCGACUGGGUUCUACUCAAUCCUGAGUUCUCAACACCAGCUGUUCCUCUGGCGGGCACAGAAAGGAGUCUAAGAGGCUGCCACCCUUGGUGAUGACAGCAGUGCCUCUGCCUUAGUACGGGCUGAGCAUACUGCACUGAGAGCCUCUUCUUGUGUUUCCUCAUCCCCCUGUGCCCCCAACCCCCACCCCUCUACUCUUCCUCUGCCUCCCCCACCAAGGCCCCAAGCCCAGACCUUUUACAAACCCACCUAAACCCUCGACUCUGAGGUGACAAUGCCGUAUUAAAGAGCAGAAAACAA
Manis pentadactyla (Chinese pangolin) is the source of this 2518-nucleotide messenger RNA. It is a transcript of the gene THEMIS2, whose product is annotated as thymocyte selection associated family member 2. The record is from RefSeq and is a predicted model, not a curated record. NCBI's taxonomy places the organism in Eukaryota, Metazoa, Chordata, Mammalia, Pholidota, Manidae. The transcript is spliced from 6 exons. Gene Ontology annotation, biological process: T cell receptor signaling pathway. The coding region runs from base 46 to 1968 and encodes 640 amino acids.